AUGGAUAGUAAAAAGUCUGGCGCAACUGCAUCAUCAGGAACAGGACAACAUGGUGACAAGAAAGAUGAUAAUUUUUUCUCAAAAACUGCUCGUUCAAUUCGAGAUAAAGUACAAGAGUUGACGGAUGAAGUGAAAGAGAAAAAACAUACUUUAACACGUAUUACUGAAUCAAAAAAAAUAAAAAAAAAUAAAAAUAAAAAGAUACAAGAUACUAAAAUGAGUCCAUCAUCAAAAUCUGCUCCAGCCGGUACACAAGAUUCAGAUUCAAAUUCGGAUUUGAAUGAUGAAGAUAGUACAUUAAAACCAUCAUCUCAAUAUCCCACUCCUUCGAGAGCUGCUGACAAACCAGAUAUUUCAUCAUCAAAACCACCACCAUCAUCAUCUAGGACAGACAAUAACACUGCUGGACCUCCUACUCGUUUCAAAAUUUCAUCCAAUAAUUCGGCCUCAAAUGCGUCAGCAAGUAAACCAUCUGAUAAUUAUAAAAAUGUUGCUGUUGCUGCCACCGCUGCAACUGCUUCUUCUUCUUCAAAACAAUCUGAUAAUUCAGCUACGAAACAUCCAAGUUCAUCAUUGAAUAAAGAUUCAGAAUCAUCAAUAGAUGAUUUAAAUGAUGAGACAGAUGAUGAUGAAAUAACAAGUACACCAUCUUCUACGAAGAACAAUACCGAUCAAGUUCAUAUAUCAUUUGAUGGUGUAUCAACUGUCGAUGACUUGCUUAACCGAAUAGAUGAAACUGUUGAAAAAGCAAAACUUAUUAUAGAUGGUGGAUCAGACAGAAUUGCUCUUAGUAUUGAUAGAGUACCGUAUGUACCUAAGCAUUCUCUACCUGAUCUCGAACAAAAGCCUAAAGAAAAAGAUGAAGAGAAAAAAAUCAAAGUCGAAAAACAAGAAGAGACACCAAAAAAGGAAGACAAUAGAAAAAAGAAACAAGUGGAAGACAAAGAAGAAGAAGAAGAAGAUGAUGAUGAUGAUGAUGAACCAAUACGUAUUGACUAUAAUGAAGUACACACAAUUGAAGAUCUUCUUCUUAAAGUUGAUAAUAAACGAGGAAGUCGAAAAGUUGUACUCGAAAAUGAAUCUGAUGAUUCUAAUUCAAUUACUGUAAAAAAAUCUACUGAUCAAUCUUCUACCAUUUUACCGACAUCAACAACGUCUAAUGAUAAUGAUGAUAAAUCAACACCAAUGAAAAGUAUUUUAAAAACAAGUCAAGAUCCAUCAUCAUUGGACAUAACGACUAAAAUAUCAUCAUUUCAAGAUGAUCAAAUUCAUGUCAAUUUACAAAGUGUUCAAAAUAUUGGUGAUCUUUUAGAUUCUAUUGAUGAUGCUGUUCAACAUACUCCAAUUAUUAUUCACGCAAAACGUCAAGAAAAAAAACGACAAGGUUUAUUCGUUUUUCUUUUUUAA
Messenger RNA from Rotaria sp. Silwood2, 1407 nucleotides. The record is from the annotation of a GenBank genome assembly. NCBI's taxonomy places the organism in Eukaryota, Metazoa, Rotifera, Eurotatoria, Philodinida, Philodinidae.